AUGUCCGAUUCAAAGGGACUUUAUCAUCGAGCUCAUCUCGAAAUGCCUCCAUACUCGAAAGUCCUUGAGCCAUCAUUCUUUGUACCGUUCUUCGCAUAUUUCAUGUGUUUUCACUUCGCUAGUCAAAUUGUGAAGAACUUCUUGUGGCGGAGCUACACAGGUUUCAAAGCAUAUCGGUUGCAAAACUUAUCCAUAUGCUUCCUUCACUCAAUGAUUUCCGGAAUAUGGACAAUUACGUUUUUUGUCACUCACACCAAAGAGAUGUUAGGGGACCUCACUCAUUGGUAUGAACCAUGGGCUGCCCAGUUGCCACUUAUUUCUAUAGCUUAUUUUGUCCACGACGCAAUGGAUAUGCUAAACCACGAAUGGUCGCGUUGGACCAUGGAAUUGCUGAUUCAUCACAUAGCUACCUGCUUUGCUAUGCUACCUCCUCUGUUAGCUCGAAAAUUUAUUCUGGCUAACUAUUGGGCUUUGCUUAUGGAAGGCAACAGGUUGUUCUUAGCUGUAAAGCUGCGUUCAGACCCCGGAACUAGCGUUUCAGUAGAAUUACUGGAAAGUAUUGGAUGCGUGUCGAUUAGAAAAUACGACUCUAAAAUAUGA
Ostertagia ostertagi is the source of this 600-nucleotide messenger RNA. NCBI's taxonomy places the organism in Eukaryota, Metazoa, Nematoda, Chromadorea, Rhabditida, Trichostrongylidae. The record is from the annotation of a GenBank genome assembly.